UAUUUUCUUUCCAUGUGGUUAAGUGAUACUCAAAAAAUUGGCGUGGGUUUACUAGGUUUUGGCAUCUUCUUCACAGUGAUGGGUGUCAUGAUGCUAUUCGAUCGUGGAUUGUUGGCGAUUGGUAAUUUAUUGAGCGUAGGCGGUCUGGGAACAAUCCUGGGACCACAAAGAGUGUCGCAUAUGCUUGCACGGAGGGACAAACUGCGCGGAACUCUUUGUUUCACGUGCGGCAUUCUUUUGAUUCUAAUAAAGUAUCCUUUCUUCGGAUUGAUACUCGAAUUCAUUGGGGGCAUACAAUUAUUUGGGGAUUGGUUGCCCACCGCCUUCCGUUUUCUGUGUCGAUUGCCAGUGAUCGGUUAUGUUGUCCAGCAAUUGCUUCCCCGUCGACAAUAACCCCAAGUUUCCUUCAAUGUUGGCCAUGUUAUCCUAUUCUGACGGUUAUUUACAAGCUACUGCUGAUUAUCUCCAUUUGGGCGUGCAUAUCUGAUGGUAAACAAGCGAGGAGCAUCGAUGGUUGGUUUCACAUCACAUGGCGUACCCAAAACACAUACAGCAAUAGCAUCCUAUUUCUUUUCUGGAAACAAAUCCGAAAUCACCGCCGCAGAAGGAUAAGAUUGCUUUACACACAAGGGUUCCAAACUUUCACAAAGUAGAAUACAAUCUAUUAAAUGAUUUGAUCAUGAAUAAAUGAUUCGGUUCGGUUCGGAAGUGGCGGUACAACAGAAUAAGUGUUGGUUACAAAAAUGCACUGAGAAAAAGCA
Radiomyces spectabilis is the source of this 761-nucleotide messenger RNA. RefSeq names its product vesicle transport protein. Gene Ontology annotation, cellular component: endoplasmic reticulum; membrane. The coding region runs from base 13 to 393 and encodes 126 amino acids. Gene Ontology annotation, biological process: endoplasmic reticulum to Golgi vesicle-mediated transport; retrograde transport, endosome to Golgi. NCBI's taxonomy places the organism in Eukaryota, Fungi, Mucoromycota, Mucoromycetes, Mucorales, Radiomycetaceae. The record is from RefSeq and is a predicted model, not a curated record. The transcript is spliced from 4 exons.